Messenger RNA from Venustampulla echinocandica, 1086 nucleotides. RefSeq names its product Beta-xylanase. The record is from RefSeq and is a predicted model, not a curated record. The transcript is spliced from 4 exons. Gene Ontology annotation, molecular function: hydrolase activity, hydrolyzing O-glycosyl compounds. The coding region runs from base 1 to 1086 and encodes 361 amino acids. NCBI's taxonomy places the organism in Eukaryota, Fungi, Ascomycota, Leotiomycetes, Helotiales, Pleuroascaceae. Gene Ontology annotation, biological process: carbohydrate metabolic process.
AUGCAUUUCUCUCUCUCCACAGUAGCGGCGGCUGCGGCUCUGCCUCUCCUCGCAUCAGCACAGUUGAACCAGUUGGCGAAAGCAGCAGGGAAACUGUAUUUCGGGACAGCGACCGAUAAUGGCGAGUUGGGAAAUGAGCAAUAUGUCAAAAUUCUUAGCGAUACCAAGGAGUUUGGACAGCUUGUGCCGUCCAAUGGGCAGAAGUGGUUUGCCAUUGAGCCCGAACUAGGUGUUUUCAACUUCACCUAUGGCGAGGUAGUCACCAAGUUGGCUAAGAAGAACAAGCAAAUGCUCCGCUGCCAUAACCUAGUCUGGCACUCGCAGCUUGCUCCUUGGGUCGACUCCCUGACCUGGUCCAAAAAGAACCUCACCGAAGCGCUAAUCCGCCAUGUAACCGCGGAAGCCAAGCACUGGAAAGGCCAAUGCUACGCCUGGGACGUCCUGAACGAAGCCCUCAACGAAGACGGCACCUACCGCAAUGACACCUUCCUCCAAGUCCUCGGGCCCUCGUACAUCGAAAUAGCUUUCCGCGCAGCUGCCGCCGCCGACCCACAUGCAAAGCUUUACUACAACGAUUAUAACAUCGAGUCACCCAAUGCCAAGAGUGCUUCCGUCAGGAAGAACAUCGUGGGGAUGUUGCAGAAGGCGGGAGUGAAGAUUGAUGGUGUGGGGUUGCAAAGCCAUUUCAUUGUGGGGAGCACGCCGACUAUUGACGAGCAGAUUAGCACGAUGAGGUCGUAUGAGAAGAUGGGUAUGGAGGUCGCCAUUACCGAGUUGGAUGUUAGACUGGAGGAGCCUGAGACGGCGGCGAACCUAGCGCAGCAGAGCCUUGAUUAUAAGAGUUCCGUGGGGGCUUGCAUGCAAGUUGAUGGAUGUGUUGGGAUUACCGUUUGGGAUUUCUGGGAUCCGGUCUCCUGGGUUCCAGAUGUCUUCACCGGCUUCGGAUCAGCCACUCUGUACUUCGCAAACUUCACCAAGCAUCCAGCAUACUAUGGCGUUGUAGAGGCCCUGAAGAAUAAUACUGGGAAAGGCCAUCAUCCUCACCCCGGUCACAAUGGCAAUGGCGACCACCAUGGUGGCCACUAA